Molecule: messenger RNA, 1615 nt
Organism: Podarcis raffonei (Aeolian wall lizard)
Lineage: Eukaryota; Metazoa; Chordata; Lepidosauria; Squamata; Lacertidae
Gene: ANKRD45
Product: ankyrin repeat domain 45
Exons: 7
Coding region: 365-1123 (252 amino acids)
Molecular function (GO): protein binding
Source: RefSeq, a predicted model, not a curated record
GCUAUCAGGCAGGCAGGAUAAUCUGAGUGUCCAGAAAGUUGUUUGGUGGUUAUAUUUUAUUUUAUUUUUAUUUAUUUAUUUAGCAUCAGCCACAUACCCAUUGGCACAUUUACAAAGAACAAACAAAGGGACAGGCCUCUGCCUCAAAAGGGACUCAUUGUCAGGAUAUGGGCACAAGGCAUGGAUAAAAUGGGAGAAGACUUCAUUUCAGUUAGACUUCCUCACAGUGGGGAACAUGUCAAAGGCUUCACGGAGAGGCUGGCACUUGGCAAUCUUAGCAGAACACAGGAGUAGCCUUUAACAGCUUGGUGCUCUCAAAUGUUUUGUACCCCAAAUCCCAUCAUUCCAGGCUUAUUCCAGGAAAAUGGAAUCAACAGAGGAGAUAGUGGACUCGGCAAAUAAAAGUGAACAUGAGAACUUGGGGCCUCAAGAGGAACCAGCACCUUUCAAUCCUCUCCUGAGAGCUUGUCUAACUGGUGACAUAGAGGGAAUACAACAGAUUUUUGAGGACCUGGAAGAUCCUGAUCAUGAAAAAGCCAAUCAGCUUUUAAUGGAAAAGGAUAUUGUGGGCAGAGGCCUGCUGUAUGCAACCUGUAUGGCUGGGCAGAGCGACGUUAUCCGGACACUGGCAAGAUAUGGGGUUGAUCUGAAGGACAAGACGGCCCGAGGUUAUACACUCCUCCACUGUGCUGCAGCCUGGGGCCAACUAGAGACUUUGAAAACUCUUAUAGAACUGGAAGCUGACAUUUAUGCAACCACCUCCCGGGGUGAAAAGGCUAGAGAUAUCGCCUGCCGAUAUGAGCAGACAGAAUGUGUUGCAUUCUUGGAUUGGGCAGAAGCCAAGCAGAAUUUACGGAACUUGAUCCUCCAAAUCCAGACAACAAUCACUGAUCCUGAGAAAGUUCAGGGAAGGCUUAAUAAAGAAGAUAAGAAUAUUUCUCUGAAGGCCUGUCAAGCCAAGUCAGAUUGGCUUGAAAACACAAAAGAGGCUACUAUGCAAGAUUUUGUGGAGCAGAAACAGUUGCUGGAGGACAUUAUGCUUCCCAUCUUCACAAAGUUGGCUACGCCCCGUGUGCAAGACUCCGUCAACAAAAAAAUGGGGACUCCUUUAGCAGAACAUUAAAAAGUUUCAGUCAACACAGAUGGCAUCUUGAUGUUCAACUGAAGUCCCAACACAAAUUCUACUAUUCACCUAGCUACAAUGUCUUCUGAAGACAGGCAACCUUUGUUCAUUCUUCUUUCUCAGAUAUAAAAUGUGACAUAACUUUUAUUUUUCUCCUUAUAUUCAACCACCAGAUGUCCAUACUCUCUAGAGAAACACUUGCUUUUUGUUUUAAUAGGACCAACUAGUCACAAAUAAACUUUCAAAUACUUCCUCACUACUUUGGCUUUUAAGUUGAACCUAAUAAAAGAGUCAUGAUACUGCUACGAUUUCUUUUUAACAGACCAGAAUUAGUUUUCACCUUUGACAACUAGUGAAAUGGCACAAUUCCAUUUUAAAUAUAACUGCCAUGUAUUGGGAGCAAUAUUCAAUUUGUUAUUACUGCCCUGGAUCCAAGACAAAAUAGAACAGUUCCAUAUAUUUCUAAUAAAAUAUAUUCUCAAGUUUAUACAA